AUGACCCCCCUCUCACCGCUCACAGGAACCAUGUCUGAGAUUGAGAAAGCUCUUGCCGAGCUCAAGGCCCUCAUGAAAUACAGAGCCCAGGAACUGGGCGAGGAAGAGGAAUUCAGAGGGCUCGGCCUGACAAGUCGCAAGAACCUGUGUCUUCACCCCUCGGUUAAGCAGGAGAAGAGUGGCGCCAUUGUUGACGCGCGCUGCCGAAGCCUCACGGCCGGUUUCGUGAAGGAAAAAAAGGAACGCGGAGAGAAUGUCGACUUAUGUGUCUACCACGACAAUUUGGACCUUCUCGAGCCGCACAACCUGAUCCCCAACGGAGUAUGGACAUUCGACGGCCUCCUGAAAUAUGGCGAGCAGCACAAGCAGUGCCCGUACUUCACCGCAAGACGCAUGAUGCAAUUUUGCAACGUCAUCAUCUACUCAUAUCACUACCUCCUCGACCCGAAAAUCGCCGAGAGAGUAUCCAAAGAACUCUCCAAAGAUUGCAUCGUCGUCUUUGAUGAAGCGCACAACAUCGAUAACGUUUGUAUCGAAUCGCUCAGCACUGACAUCACGGAGGACUCCUUGCGGAGGGCAACUAGAGGCGCACAAAAUCUGGAAAAGAAGAUAUCAGAGAUGCGGGACACCGACCAGGAACAGUUGCAGAACGAAUAUCAAAAGCUCGUCGAAGGACUGCGAGAUGCCGACGAAGCGCGACAAGAAGACGCGUUCAUGGCAAACCCGGCCCUGCCGGAUGAUCUGCUCAAAGAAGCAGUGCCAGGCAACAUCAGAAGAGCGGAGCACUUCGUAGCAUUUCUCAAGAGGUUCAUUGAGUAUUUGAAGACGCGGAUGAAAGUCAGACACACGAUUUCAGAGACGCCCCCAUCUUUCCUCGCGCAUCUGAGAGAGUACACUUUCAUCGAGAAGAAGCCCUUGCGAUUCUGCGCUGAAAGAUUGACGUCGCUGGUGAGGACGCUCGAGCUGACCAACAUCGAAGACUAUCAGCCAUUGCAAGAGGUGGCCACAUUCGCAACCCUAGUGGCAACAUACGAGAAGGGCUUCCUUCUCAUUCUAGAGCCCUUCGAAUCGGAGACAGCCGAAGUGCCCAACCCGGUUCUUCAUUUCACCUGCCUAGAUGCUGCCAUCGCGAUUCGACCCGUCUUUGACAGGUUCAGCUCCGUCAUCAUCACCUCAGGGACCAUCUCGCCGUUGGAGAUGUACCCCAAGAUGCUCGGCUUCUCGACAGUGGUACAGGAAUCGUACAGUAUGACGCUGGCGAGAAGAUCCUUCUUGCCCAUGAUUGUAACCCGCGGAAGCGACCAAGCCUCCGUAUCGACGAGUUUCCAGGUCAGAAACGAGCCAAGUGUAGUGCGCAACUACGGCACUCUCCUCACUGAAUUCGCCAAAAUCACUCCCGACGGCAUGGUUGUCUUCUUCCCCUCCUAUCUCUACAUGGAGUCCAUCAUCAGCAUGUGGCAAGGAAUGAACAUCCUUGAAGAAGUCUGGAAGUACAAACUCAUCCUCGUAGAGACGCCCGACGCCCAAGAGACUUCGCUGGCCCUGGAGACGUACCGAACAGCCUGCUGCAAUGGUCGCGGCGCCGUGCUCCUCUGUGUCGCCCGAGGCAAGGUCUCGGAGGGCAUCGAUUUCGACCACCAAUACGGCAGAACUGUGCUGUGCAUAGGAGUACCGUUCCAGUACACGGAAUCUCGGAUCCUCAAGGCGAGACUCGAAUUUUUGCGCGAGACCUACCGCAUCCGCGAGAACGACUUCCUCUCCUUCGACGCCAUGCGGCACGCCGCCCAGUGCCUUGGUCGCGUUCUGAGAGGCAAGGAUGACUACGGAAUCAUGGUGCUGGCCGACCGCAGAUUCCAGAAGAAACGAGCACAGCUGCCCAAGUGGAUCAACCAAGGUCUGCUCGACGCCGAUUCCAAUCUGAGUACGGACAUGGCCGUCAGUAGCGCUCGUCGCUUCCUCAAGCAAAUGGCUCAGCCGUUCCGGGCUAAGGACCAGGAAGGUGUAAGCACGUGGAGCUACGACGACUUGAUGAAGCACAAGGAGAAAAUGGAUCUAGAGAGAAUCCAAGAGCUCGAGAAUGCAGGUGUGAAUGGUGCAGACGGGUAUGGAGUUGAUGGAGGCGACGACUACGGCAUGAAUGAUGAUCUCGACCAAGACCUGAUGGAGAUUGACGACGGGUUCUGA
Colletotrichum karsti is the source of this 2184-nucleotide messenger RNA. Its product is annotated as DNA repair helicase rad15. The transcript has 4 exons. Bases 1 to 2184 code for a protein of 727 amino acids. Gene Ontology annotation, molecular function: ATP binding; damaged DNA binding; hydrolase activity, acting on acid anhydrides, in phosphorus-containing anhydrides. Gene Ontology annotation, biological process: transcription by RNA polymerase II; nucleotide-excision repair; positive regulation of mitotic recombination. The record is from RefSeq and is a predicted model, not a curated record. Gene Ontology annotation, cellular component: nucleus. NCBI's taxonomy places the organism in Eukaryota, Fungi, Ascomycota, Sordariomycetes, Glomerellales, Glomerellaceae.